AAAAUUUUUAUUCAGAAAACAAUAGAAAAUGAGUUCUUCUUUAAUGUGUGUUACAAUUACAUAUUAAAAGCCGGUAUUAGAUUAAAUGAGCAAUGCGACAAAAGCUUUAAUGAGUGAGUUUAAUGAGACAUAGAGUUAAAAGUUUAAUCGCUAAUAAAAGAUUUUAAAUGUUGGUAAAUUAACAUAAACUAAUAAGCGGCCAAUUGCAACUAGCAGAAUGAGUACUACUACAUCGAUAGAGGCAGCGUGCAUAGUGAUUGCGGCAGAUGAAGUGGAUACCGUCAAUGGAAAAUCGAUUGAGGGGUACCAAGGUCCUUGUCUUGGCGAAGAACCAAGCAGUCCUAAAAGAACUGAAAAGAGCACAGAUGGAGCUCAUACUACCAUUGAUGUUGAUAGGGACCAGCCCAGCCAAAUUGGUGAUGACCAUGCAUCGGCGAGAUGCAGUAAUGGCAUCAAGAAAGACGGCUGUAUGAAUUCUACAGCACAGCAACAAACAGCUGUCAGAACGCAGGCCAAGUCCCAACACGAAAUUAUUUUAGUGCUCACAAUAAGCAUCGCAGCAACAUUCGUUGCGCUUCUUUGGUAUUUCUUUGGCUGGAUGUGUGGCGUGCCCGCAGUGUUCGCCGCCAUAUUUGCGGUUAUGUUGGUGAUGUUAGGAUGGCGUUGGUUCUAUAUUGCUACCGUAACAACCAAGCGUGAUACUAAGGCGUUGUGGUCUUAUAUAAGACUGCUUCUACUCAUAAAGCAGUAUGAACGCAAGAACCUAUCGAUAGGUGAUAUAUUUCAAAGGAAUGUGGAGACUCAUCCUGAUAAAGUGGCCAUAAUCAGCGAAACACAGUCAUGGACAUUUCUGCAACUGAGUGAAUUUUCCAAUCGUAUCGCUGAAAUCUUCCACAGUCACGGCUAUAAAAAGGGUGACGUUGUUGGCCUCAUGUUGGAGAAUCGCGCUGAAUAUGUUGGCAUUUGGUUGGGUCUCUCAAAGUGUGGUAUUAUAACCGCCCUUAUUAACACCAACCUAAAGGGGCCGUCGUUGCUUCACAGCAUCACGGUGGCUAAAUGUGCUGCGCUCAUAUAUGGCGAGGAUUUCUAUGAUAUGAUUGCAAAUAUUGCGAGUGAUAUUCCAGCGAAAUUAUUUCAAUUCAAUAAUGAAAUUAAUAAACCAGUGCGUAACUCAGCCGAAGACCUAGCAACUCUACUACACUCAUCCGCAAAUGACAAAGCGCAACCCUUCAACUCCACUCAACAUCCAAAUCACCACGAUAAGCUGAUGUAUAUUUACACCUCUGGCACCACGGGUUUGCCAAAGGCAGCAGUAAUUUCUCAUUCAAGAUACAUAUUUAUUGCCGCUGGUAUUCACUAUGCACUAUAUUUUAAGAAUAAAGAUAUAUAUUAUACUCCUCUGCCACUAUACCACACAGCUGGCGGUGUUAUGAAUAUGGGACAAGCGUUGCUGUUUGGCUCAACCGUCGCCAUCCGAAAGAAGUUCUCAGCAUCUGGUUACUUUGCUGACUGCGUUCGAUUUAAUUGCACAAUUGCGCAAUACAUUGGGGAAAUGGCACGUUACAUACUGGCUACACCUCCAUGUGAGCACGAUCGCAAGCAUAAAAUUCGUAUGGUCUUUGGCAACGGCUUGCGGCCGCAAAUUUGGCCUCGUUUUGUCGAACGAUUUAAUAUUCCCAAGGUCGGCGAGUUCUACGGUGCCACAGAGGGUAAUGCCAAUAUUAUGAACAAUGACAAUACUGUCGGUGCCAUUGGUUUUAUUUCCCGUAUUAUACCACAAAUUUAUCCCAUCUCUAUAAUAAAAGCUGACCCGGAUACUGGUGAGCCCAUACGUGGCGAAGAUGGACUGUGUCAACGUUGUGAAGCCGGCGAAUGUGGAGUAUUUAUUGGCAAAAUCAUCAAAGGCAAUCCUUCUCGGGAAUUUCUCGGAUAUGCCGAUGAGAGGGCUUCAACAAAGAAAAUUGCGCAUGACGUUUUCAAAAAGGGGGAUAUGGCAUUCCUCUCGGGCGAUUUGUUGACGUCCGAUGAACGAGGUUACCUUUUCUUUAUGGAUCGCACGGGCGACACAUUUCGUUGGAAGGGAGAGAACGUAUCCACUAGUGAGGUGGAGGCACAAGUGAGUAAUGUUGCCAGCUAUAAAGAUACAAUUGUUUAUGGUGUUGCGAUACCAAACACGGAAGGACGUGCCGGAAUGGCAGCCAUAUACGAUCCAGAGCGGGAAGUAGACCUUGCACGUUUCACACAGGAUAUAGCAAAAGUACUGCCGACAUAUGCUAGACCACAGUUUAUAAGAUUUUUAACUAAAGUAGAUCUAACUGGCACGUGUAAAUUGCGCAAAGUUGAUCUGCAAAAGGAAGGAUACAAUCCAAAUAUUAUUCAGGAUGCACUCUAUUAUCAAACGGCAUCCGGAAGGUACGAGAUACUUACUAGUGAAAAUUUUGAAAAGAUAAAUAGAGGUGAAAUUCGAUUUUAACGAUUUUAAGGGCGGGUUGUUAUUUGUUCUAGUUUUUAUAGCUUGUUAAAAAAUUCAUUAUGUGGCACUAACCGCCAAAAAGCCAAAAAGACGUAAGCGCCAUGGUUUACAAAAUUUAAUUUGAUGAAGAAAUGUUCUGAGAGCAUCUGAUGCAUUUCUGCAUAAAAAAAAUU
Messenger RNA from Rhagoletis zephyria (snowberry fruit fly), 2646 nucleotides. Its product is annotated as long-chain fatty acid transport protein 4-like. NCBI's taxonomy places the organism in Eukaryota, Metazoa, Arthropoda, Insecta, Diptera, Tephritidae. The record is from RefSeq and is a predicted model, not a curated record. Gene Ontology annotation, molecular function: long-chain fatty acid transmembrane transporter activity; long-chain fatty acid-CoA ligase activity. Gene Ontology annotation, cellular component: plasma membrane; endoplasmic reticulum membrane. Gene Ontology annotation, biological process: long-chain fatty acid import into cell; long-chain fatty acid metabolic process.